GGGCGAGCUGGGAUAGGCUGGGAAUGUGCUUGUUCCGCCGAGAAAGAGAGAAAUUUACAGAAAAGGGAGAGGAGCGAAGUAGGAAGUCUCCAACUUCGUGACGGGGGGACGGGAAAUAGGACGGACUCACCGGAGGAGAAAGAGGGAAUUCGGAGGUGCACAUCUGGAAGACGCGGAUGACUAAAAACCGUCACGGUGCAAACUUUUCUAACCGCUCACUUAAGAAAAACAAAUACAUCAGAUUGAUCUUUUUGGAGGCCGAACACUGAGGAGGACAUUAUGCCGAGGAGGACCGUGCAAGAAGUGACCGUUCAAGAUGUCCAAAAACGGAGAAACCCCAGCAAACAUUACGUUUACAUCAUCAAAGUGUCCUGGACCGAUGACAGCACGGAACUCAUUUACAGACGCUACAGCAAAUUUUUCGACCUGCAGAUGGAACUGCUGGAUAAAUUCCCCGUUGAAGGAGGUCAGAAAGACCCCAAGCGGAGGAUCAUCCCAUUCCUACCGGGGAAGAUCUUGUUUCGGAGGAGCCAUAUUAGAGAUGUGGCCAUGAAAAGGCUAAGGCCUAUCAAUGAGUACUGCAGGGCCCUCAUCCAGCUCCCAGUCUACAUCUCACAGUGCGAGGAGGUCAGAUUGUUUUUUGAGACCAGACCAGAAGACCUCAACCCACCCAAGGAGGAACCAGCAGGAAAGAAGAAAUCAGGGUUUGCAGAGAGAGCGACUACUUUCCUAAAGCGAGGAGACGGCACUUCAGCUGACCCGCUUCUUUUGGACCAGUAUGUGGCAGUAACGGACUACGAGAAGCAGGAGAGCUCCGAGAUCAGUCUCCACGUGGGUCAAGUGGUGGAGGUCAUUGAGAAAAAUGAGUCCGGCUGGUGGUUCGUGAGUUCAGAAGACGCGCAGGGCUGGGUUCCUGCCACCUGCCUCGAGGCCCAGGAUGACCCUGAUGACUUCACUCUUCCAGGAGAAGAAGAAGAGAAAUAUUCCGUAGUUUAUCCUUACUCAGCCCGGGACCAAGACGAGAUCGACUUGGAGAGAGGAAUGAUUGUGGAGGUCAUUCAGAAGAACUUGGAGGGCUGGUGGAAGAUCAGGUACCAGGGACGCGAGGGCUGGGCCCCAGCUUCUUACCUGAAGAAGGCUGACAUUCAGAGCCAGAAGCAGGCGGCGGGCGGUGCCGCACACGCCAGCACCAACGACCUGGAUGGAUUCUCCAAACAGAGCCAGUUGACCCGAGAGAACCGAGACGGCAGCCAGAAAGAAAACAGACUCUCGUUCUUUUCUGAUAACAAGAAAUUUGGACUAAGACAAAGACCUCCUCCACGCAGAGAUCUUUCCAUACCACGUGGUACAAACCUUCCCAAGCCGCCCGGUCCUCCACAGGUCGAGGAAGAGUUCUACACAAUAGCGGAUUUCCAGACCACCAUCCCUGAUGGGAUUAGCUUCCAGGCUGGAGUCAAAGUGGAGGUGAUUGAGAAGAAUGGCAGCGGCUGGUGGUACAUUCAAAUAGACGAGCAAGAAGGUUGGGCCCCGGCUACAUUUAUUGAGAAGUACAAGAAGACAAGUAAUGCCGUACGGCCCAACUUCCUGGCACCUCUGCCCAAUGAGCUGGAGAGGCUGCGACUGGAGGACAGCGGUUCUUCAAAUGUCCCGGGCACAGAUGAUAGCUGGUCUAAGCCUUUACCGGAUGAGCCCACCGGAGCCCCCGAAUCCUGCACACGAGCUAAGCUGAGAGACUGGAAGUCUGGCGCGACCAAGUUUCCUGCCUUCUCUGGACCACUGCCUCCAGCUCCUGUGGCGCCGCCUGAUGAUAAACCAGCUCUACCACCGCGAAGGGAGUCCAUCAAUAAGAGCUUUGACAUUGAUGCGGCAGAGAAACUGGCCAGACCAGAUCAUUCCAAGCCUAUGCCCCCUAAACCACCAGCUCCUGGGGUCAUCGUGCCCCUGGGUCCGCCAAAGGCAGCACCUUUCAAACCAGACAAAGCACCAGAACCAAAGAAAGAUGACAAGAGUAAAGCGCUUCACCUUCGGAAUGAGAUGGGUCUGGAAUGUGGUCACAAGGUCUCUGCCAAAGAGGUCAAGAAGUUUAACCUGAAGCCGGUACCCAAGCAGCCACCGAAACCCAAGCCUGAAGUUACAGAAGAGAAACCAGAGGCAGCUUCUCCACCCGUAUUUCUGAAGCCAAGGCCGGUGAUCCGACCUAAACCCAUUCCAGCCACGAAGCCGGAUCCGCCAGCAGAGAACAAAGUCGACAUCACCAACCUGAGAAGUAAGCUGAGACCUUCGAAACCCACGGAUCCCAGCUCUUCUUCAGGGGAGGUCAACCAUCAGAACGAUACCCUGGCAGUCCAUGCUAGUGCACCACCCUUUCAUAUUUCAUCUCUGAAUAAUGGCAAGAACUGCGAUGAACCAAAACUUCCCCCUAAACACGUGAACGGUCAUAGUCAAGAGAGCUCGCCACCCCCUGCAAAACCAGCAGUGCCUCCCCACAAGGAGGCCCCUCUCAGACCCCCGGCCUUGGCUCCGAGAAGACCUCCUCCUCCAAAGAAGAACACCCCAUCCAGCCCAAUAGAGAGCAAACCACCAACCGCUUUAAAAGACUCUCAAGAUCCCCCUAAGAGCGGACCAGCUCAACUCAACAGACCCCCGCCUCCUAAACCAAAGGGCUUUUCUCCCACUAUCCCAAGCAAGGAAAAAGAAGAACCCAAGGGUAAUAAAAUCACAAUUCCCCCCAAACUCCAGGUGAAGAGCGACAAGCCCGGCCCGCCCAGAGACAAGCUCCCACCUUUGCUCAAGGAGUCCAGCAAGGAUGAGCUGUACUUGGCCGUGGCGGACUUUGAUGGCGACGACCCGACGUCCAGCUUCAAGGUGGGGACGCUCUUUGAGGUGCUGGAGAAGAACAGCAGUGGCUGGUGGUUCUGCAAGAACAUAGGAGCAGAUGUGGAGGGCUGGAUCCCUUCGAAUUACUUGAGCAAGAAACCUUGAGGCACUCAUAUACAAAAAGAUAAAAACAUAAAAAAAAAAAAAAAAAAAAAUUUGUUUGUUGCUAGAAUUCAUUUUUUAUUUAUAGGUACAUUUUUUUUCUUUUUCUACUUAAACAAUAGUAACACAUUUUGGGGGUGGGGCUUUCCUUCUCUUAAUUUAACUAUGACAUUAAAACCUUUUGUUCCUUUUGUCAAAUACUGGUUUUCCCUUGCAUUAGCAUUAAAGAGGAGAGCUAGCGUACCAUUACAAUUUGCAGGGACGUUCCCUCAAGCCGUACUUCUCAGGUUGGUGAUGUAAGCCAAAUCUGUCCAAAUUUGUCUCAAGAAAAACAGAAUCAAUGUAACCUAAUAACGUGACAAAAACAUUUUAAAAAAAUGAAAUAUACAGUAUCAUACUCACCAGGGAUGCGUUUGUAUCCCUACUGACAUUUUUGAAGCCGAACGUAGCUUGCUCUAACCAACCAAUCAGAGAACAAAACAUUGCAGACGUCCCACCACUGAGUCUCAUGCAAUGAUAAAGCCACAAUUACAGUCAAUAAUUUUCAGAAUCACAAUCAUAUUUAUUUGCCAAGUAUGUCAAAAACAUACAAGGAAUUUUGUCUCCUGUAUUUGGAGCCGCUCUAAUAUUACAGCACGUACUUCGAGGCCAUAAAUAUAAAACAAACAAAUGAAAAACAGUAAGUGCGACCUUAAAUGAGCAAACCUUUUUGACGUAUGAUGACGUAUUCUUACGCUGCUGCGUAAAUGAGCUCAUUGUGCGCCGUUUGUCACCUCGAAGCGUCGUACGUCAGAGACAGUGUCCGAGAUGCCCGUGAACCACGCCUUCUCUAAUGGUAGUGUCACUUUAUAUGCAAAAUGCUUAAUAUGCAGGAUUCAAGAGUAGAUGCUCCCCACAGUAGCACAAAAAAUACACUUAACUAAUUGCUGGGGUUUCUUUGGUAAUAAACAAAUAGUUUUGUUUAUUGAGGGUCAACAGGCUUUAGUGUUAAAAGUAAUCACUACGAGGGUUCACUUUGCCAAGUGGAGGUGCUUUCUUCUUGAUGGUCACGCAUGUUAAUUUUUUGCUUUUGCAACGUUUCCUUUUAUUGAUAUUUAACUUUGCCUUGAUGUGUAACGUAUGUUUUCUUUUUACAUGAGGUCAGGCCAAGAUUUGCACAUGCUCAAAGAGGUAAAAACGGUUAACAUCAUUUUACGUCACGUACCGAAUUUCCUCAAAUAGUGGACUCUGCUCUGAUACCCUGACACCCUGACCCUGUUAAUUCGCCAGGUGCAUUGUUAACUUGAAUAAAUACAACAAUGCAUCUCUUUAUAGCUCUCAUUACUAUUAUCGUUUUUUUUUUUUUUUAACCAGAACCCACAACCUCUCUAAAGUUGACCUUCAGUAGUACUGCUUGUAGAGUGGAUUUAUUCCACGUAGGACCAGCACAGUAGUGUCCUUCACAAAUAAUAAAGCAAGAUCUAUCUAUGAAUAAAAGAGUGUGUUACACAAUAACUCUAUAUAUUUAUUAUAAUAAAUAUUGUUUUUAAAUAAAAAUAUUAAAAAUGCUUCUGUAAAAUAAAGGCCACCUGCCAAUGGUUGGUACUUUCUGCAGUUGAGUAUAUAUAUAUAUAUAUAUAUAUAUAUAUAUAUAUAUAUAUAUAUAUAUAUAUAUUGGCCGCUAAAUGAGGAUGUGAUGUAAAUGGAAAUUGUUUGGUACAUCACAACUGAAAAAAUAGGGUUCUAAAAAAAAUAAAUUAACAUCCGACCAAGUGGUCAGUGCAAUUAUUUACAUUACUGUCAAUGUGCAAGUUUGGUGUUCAGAUAACAGCGAUUUAAAAAAAUAAAUAAAAUGGUAUCUGACCUAUGUACAGUACAAAAUAUUGUUUUACGUAAAGGCUUGACUGGUCUCAAGCGUGGUCAGUAUGUCAAAAAUAUUUUUUAUUGUAAAGACUAUCUUAAAUGUGGUCAAUUUUCUUAUUGACUUUGUUUAUUGACGAAGGAACUCGGAGAGAUUAGUGAGGAUUUGAUUGAAAGUGAAUGAUACAUCUGGUCUGGAUCUAAUGGCUUCAUGGUUUUCAUCACCACGAAGCAAAGUAGGAAAAAUAAAUUCACACAUUUAGACAAUCAGACAAGACUUGAACUGAGUUGCUAUGUUCAUUUGACACACAACUGACAGUCAUUAUAUGGCAAAGAGCGUCGGGUAAGUUAGGUCCAGGACAUGAAAGAUAAAUGUAUGGGUUGAUGAUGUCAUCAUGGCAGUAUUGUAAUUUUGUCACUUUUUUUUUUUAAUUACAUUGAAUCUUAAGUCAAUAAACAUUUCCAUUUUUUUUUCAA
Messenger RNA from Phycodurus eques (leafy seadragon), 5295 nucleotides. It is a transcript of the gene sh3pxd2b, whose product is annotated as SH3 and PX domains 2B. Bases 280 to 2982 code for a protein of 900 amino acids. The transcript is spliced from 14 exons. The record is from RefSeq and is a predicted model, not a curated record. Gene Ontology annotation, cellular component: cytoplasm. Gene Ontology annotation, molecular function: superoxide-generating NADPH oxidase activator activity; phosphatidylinositol binding; protein binding. NCBI's taxonomy places the organism in Eukaryota, Metazoa, Chordata, Actinopteri, Syngnathiformes, Syngnathidae. Gene Ontology annotation, biological process: superoxide anion generation.